GCGGACGUCGUCUCCCUCUCACCAGCAACCGCUGGCCCUCCCUUCACGGCCACGGGCACCUGCUACCAUACGACACAAGCACCCAGGUCACCUGGACGGCAAACCACAGCUAGCAGCUGUCACCAGUGCUUCGAUCGAUACUAGCCAACUCGCGUGAUCUUGCGCACAAGCGCCCCUGCCCUUGGCCCUUCCCGCACUCAUCUGCCGUCCACCUCUCUCCACAUCGCGCCCUCGGCACAUCUUCAUCCUAUUCUCAGCUCCUUUACAUCGUACCGCACCUUGCUCUACACCCCUCCCACCAUGCCCUCCUGCUUCGGCGCGCUCCCCAAUCCCCUCCGCGGCCUCAAGUACGCGAUCCGGCCGACGCAGAAGCUCUUGCAGCAUGAGAAGUACGGCGGAGACGGUGGAGAUGGAAGGAAAGGAAAUACUAGUGGACACUCAACGGAGGAUGAUCACUCGCCGCCGGUCCCCACUACGUCGGCGGAUGCAAGGCGCGCCACGGACGCAAGUCGUCCCACGGAUGCGAAUGCAAGUCAUCCCACGAAUGCGGAUGCAAGUCACCCCACGUACAACGGCGCAAGUCACCGGACCGUCGCUGGCAAGCCCGUCGAGGUGAUCACUGUGCCGGAGAACAUGCCCGACGUCGACCCCGAGGCAGAGGCGAAGGAGGUCGCGGAUGCGCUCACGCGGCUUGUCGACCUGUCCGCGGCUUUCAAUCGACCAGGAGCUGUAGAUUCGGCUCUACCCUCCGCUUCAGCAGACUCGGACGCCCUUUCAGCUUCAACCUCAGCGGACGCCUCAACCUCAACUCUCCCCACACCCACCCUCGCCACCGAUGACCACUCCGCCGUCCCCAUCCUCGCCGUCGACACCAUCUUCGCCACCACCGCGGACCUCGAGACGAUCCAGGCCCUGCGCAUACCGUGGUUGGAGCGCCUCGCGGCGAGAUAUCAUGUCGGGAACUAUGUGAUCGUGCGCGAGUCGGGCGAAAGGGUGUUUGAGUAUAUGCCGUUGUAUGCUAGGAUCGGCAUGCACCUGCUCUUCUACGGCGCGCUCCAGAAGAAGAUGCUCCAGAUGGACUGGCUACAGAAUCUGCUUAAGGAGCAGUCCAUCAAGCAAGGCCAGACCUACGACUCCCCCGCCUCCACGCACGCCAUCCCGGGCUUCAUUCAGACGUACAAGAUCGACACGGGGGAGCUGCUAGAGCAGGAUCUGAGCAAGUACGGUUGCUUUAAUGAGUUCUUCUACAGGCGACUCCGCCCCGACGCGCGCCCCGUGCAGAACGCGGCAGAUGAGCGCGGCCUGUGCAGCGUGGCCGACUCGCGGCUAGCGGUGUACGACGACGUGGAUCUGGCGACUGAGUUUUGGAUCAAAGGCCGCAACUUCACGAUUCCCCAGCUCCUCAACGUCCCUGCCUCCAGCGCCGCGGCCCGCGCCUACGACGGCGGGUCGGUGGCCAUCUUUCGCCUGGCGCCGUCGGACUACCAUCGGUUCCAUAGCCCGAUCGAUGGGGAGGUGCGGCGGAUUGAGGAUGUGGAGGGGGAGUAUUUUACGGUAAACCCCCAAGCGAUCAAUCAGCCCGGGCUCGACAUCCUCACAGCGAACGUCCGGUCAGUUUUGCAUAUGCGGGAAGCGCACUCGGGCGCGGCGGUCGCGCUGGUCGCCGUCGGUGCGCUGCUUGUAGGUAGCAUUAGAUGGACCGUGGGUGGGGACGGGGGUGAGGAGGAGGGUCAUGAUGGGGAUACCUACAGCGGCAAGCAAGUUCAUCGUGGGGACGAGCUGGGCUACUUCGCGUACGGCGGGAGCACCGUGAUUGCGCUCUUCCCGCGCGGUGCGGUCGCGUACGAUCAGGACCUGCUGGAUAACUCGCGCGUGCCGAUGGAGACGCUGGUUAAGGUCGGGUGGUCAAUUGGGCGGAUACCGAAUGAAUGGACGCCGGAGCCGGAGCAGCUGGGGUGAAGAUGUCCAUCGUAGGAUGCUUAGACGUCCAUCGCUUCAACACUAUAUCACGACUAUGACGACUGAUAACUAAUGGAUUGAACUCGCAUACUAACAACUUUCGAGUAGAUAUUGGAUAAGGGAACUGCUUUAUGCAGAUGCCAA
Messenger RNA from Schizophyllum commune H4-8, 2103 nucleotides. RefSeq lists its product as uncharacterized. Bases 301 to 1959 code for a protein of 552 amino acids. Gene Ontology annotation, molecular function: phosphatidylserine decarboxylase activity. The record is from RefSeq and is a predicted model, not a curated record. Gene Ontology annotation, biological process: phospholipid biosynthetic process. The transcript has 8 exons. Lineage: Eukaryota; Fungi; Basidiomycota; Agaricomycetes; Agaricales; Schizophyllaceae.